Messenger RNA from Bufo bufo (common toad), 1842 nucleotides. RefSeq names its product regulator of G protein signaling 4 (gene RGS4). Bases 12 to 743 code for a protein of 243 amino acids. Lineage: Eukaryota; Metazoa; Chordata; Amphibia; Anura; Bufonidae. The transcript is spliced from 5 exons. The record is from RefSeq and is a predicted model, not a curated record.
AAGAUGAGAGGAUGGGAAUCAGCAGCAGCAAAGCAGUGACAAGCUGGACAGACAGAUCCGGUGAGACAGGCAGCAGACAGAGAACUAGCACUACCCAGGUCUGGGAACCUGAUCUAUCAGCCAAGAUGUGCAAAGGACUUGCUGGGGUGACCUCCUUCCCCGCCACCUGCCUGAAAAGCGCCAAAGAUAUGAAGCAUCGACUUGGAUUUCUUCUACAGAAAACUGACAGUUGCGACAACAGCGCAUGCGUGAAGAAAGACAAACCUGGUUGUCAGAGGCUAACUCAGGAAGAGAUUAAGAAAUGGGCAGAAAGCUUGGAAAACCUAAUCAACAAUGAAUGUGGUAUAGUGGCUUUUCGAUCCUUUCUUCAAUCGGAGUACAGUGAAGAAAACCUUGAUUUUUGGCUUGCAUGUGAAAAUUACAAGAAGACAAAAUCAACAGCAAAGCUUUCAAGCAAAGGACAAAAAAUCUAUGAGGACUUCAUUUCUGUGGAGGCUCCUAGAGAAGUCAACCUAGAUUCAGCUACUCGAGAAGAGACAAUCAAGAGUAUUCUUCACCCUACCUAUUCUACUUUUGAGCAGGCCCAGCACAAAAUAUUUAUCUUAAUGGAGAAGGAUUCAUACCGACGCUUUCUCAAGUCACAUUGCUACCUGGACAUUGUCCACUUGACCACCAAUGGAGGUACUAAGAAGAUGAAAGGUCUUAGCACUGACAGCAACCCCUUCAUUCCUCAGUGCGCCUAAGACGCAGACUGUGCAUGGCCACAGCCAAGAACUGAUUGUCUAUGUGCUCUUAUCUAUACCCUACGAUGGCUCAGAUCCAGUCCUGAGCUAGCUCCUCUUAUUUAUUAGAUGUGUGUGUCUUGCAUGCAUUUCUGUCCUAUUGGGGCGAGCUGGAAGAGUAAUUCAGACCCGUGCAAUGUUGUACAGACUCCGGACUCAAUCACAAAUGGGACAGGCAUGUCUAAUACAAUAUUCUCAGGUGAAAGAUUAAAGGUGCCUUCAUUUUGAAGGACUUAGCAGCUAAUCUAUCUUGUAGAAGAUAUGAUAUGAAGCUAUAGAGGUCCACAUGAUACUAACUGGCAGAGAAUGAAGCUUUUUUAAUUGUACAUGUUCAAGGGCAUAUAAGAAACAGCUUCCCUUUUAUGAAGAGGUCAUGGUCAGGAGAUGUUCAACUUUCUACAGCCCAGGGAAGCCAAUAGAUGGCAAUAUUUUAUUGCUGUAUUGAUAGUGUCAUAUAUUUAUAGACGGAAGCUAGAACUACUGACUGAAGCAGGCAACACUGCAUUUAUUUUAUUACAGAUAUUUAUUUUGACAAUGCUGUUUUUAAGUUACAGUCAUUCGCCUUUUUCUAAGCAUAUUUGGAGUUUCUUUUGCAUUGGUUUGCAAAGCUUUUAUAAUUUAUAUUGUCAAGAUGAAAAGAGUCGUUCUAACGGACCUCUCAUUGAUCAAAGACCGUGUCAAUGAACAAGUGAGAGGGAUAAAAGCAGAACAAGUGUAGCGAUGACUGCUGGCAACUAUUGCUGGUGAUGGCAGGGAACAAUCCUUUAAGCCAAUAGUGUUACAAGCAUGUAUCUGCCUAGGUAGUGUGUGCAUGUUUGUGAUUUCCCAAAAAAUAUGUGAUGCCAAAUAAACUGUGUCCUGUAAAUAGUGUUAUAUUGUUGAGAUGGCACCCUGGGAUAUGUUGUCCUAGUGCACACACCCUGGACUUGUGUGAUGAGUAUACUCUUAAACACUAACUAAAUCUACGGAAAAGGAAUGAAGAACCUUAAGGAAAAAUUUCUUUCAGUUAGACUAGAUAUACAGUACUACCAGGAAGCCAUUCUGGUGCUUGAAAAUAAGU